CAGAAACCCUACUUUCUUAACAAAAUAUUUUUCUCUGUUUUUCCCUUGCCGUUCUUUUUCUUCUCUGGUGAAGCAAGUUCGAACUGCCAAACAUGAGGCUUGCAUAUGUCAUGAAGGGUGGUUGGCGGGAGGCUGAUUCAGUGACGGCACGAAGGCAAGCAGAAGGCUGCUAGAUCUCGUGAAUGAACAGAUGGGUUAGGCUCGCCGAAGGUAACCGUUGUCGGACUUUUGCGAACCGAGGGAUGGGUGAGGCUUGCUUUGGACGACAGGUGAUAGACUUUGAUAAACAGAGGGCAAGGAACAGUUGCAAAUCUAUUUUAUUUUUCUACAUAUUAGGGCUCAGAUAUGGGGAUGGGUUCGUUGGGUUGCCAUGGAUGGCAAGGACGACUGAUGGCGGGUCUAACCUCUUCAUCAAAUUUUGGGCAGCCCAAUUGAUAAAGGCUGUAGUGCCACUAAGGGCAUUGGACCGAAAGCGUUAUUCACAAAGAGAUCACGUUAACUCUUGUAAUGCUUCAGAGGCCGAGAAUGGAUAUACAACUGGGAAGAGUGCUUUAGUAGAUGAAGAAAGGGAGGCUUUUCAAGAGGAAUUGCGUGAUAAAAAGUAAUCUGCGAUUGAUGAGAAUGGGAAGAGUAAUGACUUCCGCAAGGAUUUUUAUUUUGAAGGACAAGAUGCUCAGUUUGUGGUGGGUCGUGGUCGAAUGGGUUCUAGAGAAGGUCAUGUUAAAAGUGGGAGAAAGAGAGUGAUGAGGACACCAAGACUAAAGAUCCAAGUCUAGUUACAGUUGGUCUGGUGACGAGGGCGCGAGCCAAAAGACUCAGUUUAGGAGCUUGAUGAGUUUUAUUGUAUUUUGUCAUCUUGUAUUUUUUAUUUAGUCUUUGUUUAUUUUGUGAAAAGUCAAACACUUGACUUGUGUGAGUCCAAGAGUCAUUUUGUCUUUAAUUUCGGUUUUCAUUAGGAAGACAAAAGGCUUGUUUUUUAAAUUUCGGUUUUGCUUUAGGAAGACAAAGGGGCUUGUCUUGAUGUAAUUUUCGCCUAUAUUAGGCCUUGAAAACAUUGGGAAAAAUUAGAGUAUGUGGAAUGAAAAUUGUGAGUUUUUUUUU
Humulus lupulus (European hop) is the source of this 1101-nucleotide messenger RNA. RefSeq lists its product as uncharacterized. The transcript has 2 exons. Bases 183 to 605 code for a protein of 140 amino acids. The record is from RefSeq and is a predicted model, not a curated record. Lineage: Eukaryota; Viridiplantae; Streptophyta; Magnoliopsida; Rosales; Cannabaceae.